Molecule: messenger RNA, 1602 nt
Organism: Morone saxatilis (striped sea-bass)
Lineage: Eukaryota; Metazoa; Chordata; Actinopteri; Moronidae
Product: general transcription factor IIF subunit 2-like
Exons: 10
Coding region: 80-901 (273 amino acids)
Biological process (GO): transcription initiation at RNA polymerase II promoter; transcription by RNA polymerase II
Cellular component (GO): transcription factor TFIIF complex
Source: RefSeq, a predicted model, not a curated record
GUCGCCAUACUUCUGUAUUUCUUUUACGCAUGCGUGUGGGGGUUGCGUUGAUAAACUAGCAGAAGCAUCAUUUUAAAACAUGUCAGAGAAAGGAGAAGUGGAUUUAACUGGUGCCAAGCAGAACACCGGCGUGUGGCUUGUAAAGGUGCCCAAGUACCUCUCUCAGCAAUGGGCAAAGGCGACUGGCAGAGGAGAGGUCGGGAAGCUCCGAAUCUGCAAGAAAGGAAUCCAAGGAAAAGCAGAGGUGUCUUUCACUUUGAACGAAGAGCUGACUGUGAUUGAGGGCAUAGAAGACAAGACGGUGUCGGCGCCUCGCGAGCACCCAUUCACCAUGCAGUCAGUGGGAGGUCAGACGUUGGCGGUCUUCACCGAGAAUUCAUCAGAGCAGAGAGGCCAGUCAGAAGAGAGAUCUGAUGGCAGCAGCUCAGGUGCGGGGGCGGGGGCAGGUCCAGAUAAAAUAGCCUUGGAGGGCGUGGUAGUGCAGAGAGCAGAGUGCAGGCCUGCUGUUAGUGAAAGCUAUAUGAGACUGAAGAGGUUACAAAUUGAAGAGUCCUCCAAGCCAGUCAGGCUGUCACAACAGUUGCAAAGUCCUGUCACCAACAACUACAAACCUGUGGCCAAUCAUACUUCCAAUCUUGAGUAUGAGAGGAAAAAGAAGGAAGAGGGCAAGAGAGCAAGAGCUGACAAACAGCAGGUGUUGGACAUGCUGUUUUCUGCUUUUGAGAAGCACCAGUACUACAACAUCAAAGACCUGGUGGAUAUCACCAAACAGCCUGUGAUUUACUUGAAGGAAAUCUUGCGUGACAUCGGCAUCUACAACGUGAAGGGAACACACAAGAAUACCUGGGAGCUCAAGCCUGAAUACCGACAUUAUCAAGGCGAGGAAAAGACUGACGAAUAGUCCCUGCCACUUCCAAGGCCGAUACAACACCUCUUCGUUUCCCCACCCCCCCCUAGACCAGGCCUUGAUUGGACCUUGGGAGUUCUCUCCUGUUCCUCACAUCAGGUCUCUAAACACACUGGAUGAUGAGAUCAAGCAACGAUUGAGGAGAUUGUAUCUUAUUUUGUAGGAGAGGAGAAAAAGGGGCAAUGGGAAACAAAUUGAGGUUUUCUGUUUGAGUGUGUGCCAUCUCUUCCCGAUGUGGUUUCUGUCACAGCAGACCCUCAAGGUAAAAGCCCCCAGUAUUUAAAUUAGUUGUUCUAUCCAUCAGAGGCCCAGGAGAAACAUUUUACAGAGCAAAAGAAUCAAUAAUUAAGUCUGGUUCUUAACACUGAAUUAUGUUUUGACCAGUAUAUCCAGAGGUAAGGGGCUUAAUGUUUAAAGGAUAAACCUAAAGAAGGAUGUGACAGAGGCAAUGGCUCUCAACACUGAAUACGUUCUAGACAUUUUGACUUGUUUUUUGAAAUUAUGUAAUGCUUUAAGAACACAACUGAGCAGGUUUUCUGCACCAUGACGUGGGAGGAAAAAUUCAGCUUGAAGGUGCAUUGACAAAUUUGUCUGGUACUAUUGCUGUAAUCCCUACUGAAUUUGUGCUGAGUCCCGGCAUUAGGCUUUCACUGUAUUUUUAACUUUUACAUGUGAUACACAAUAAAUGUUUCAAU